Mauremys mutica (yellowpond turtle) is the source of this 1287-nucleotide messenger RNA. It is a transcript of the gene MRPL53, whose product is annotated as mitochondrial ribosomal protein L53. The record is from RefSeq and is a predicted model, not a curated record. Gene Ontology annotation, cellular component: mitochondrial large ribosomal subunit. The coding region runs from base 54 to 386 and encodes 110 amino acids. The transcript has 3 exons. NCBI's taxonomy places the organism in Eukaryota, Metazoa, Chordata, Testudines, Geoemydidae.
GCCUUGGCGAAGGGGCUUCUGGGAAUUGUAGUCCCGGGCCGAGCGAGGGGAAGAUGGCGGUGCCCAAGGCCGCGGUGGUGCUGAGGCACGUGAAGAGCGUCAUGGUCCGGUUCUGCCCGUUCCAGACCAACGUGGAAACCACACGAAUAUUUCUUGAACAUGUAAACAGUAAAAAAGCCCGUGCCUCCAAUAUCAGCUGUGUAGUGACAACAGAUGUAAGACAUGAUGGAUCUGAACCUGUUGUAGACAUCAUGUUUGCUGAUGGAGACAGAUUGAUAAUGAAAGGAGCCAACUUGACAGCAGCAGAAAUGUUAUCAGCUUUCAACUCCAGAUGCAUAGCAAAAGACCUUAAGGCAGAAGAGAAAACCAAGAAAAAGGGUGCUUGAAGAUCAAAGGAACAAUUAUGGUUAAAAUUGUUUAGGCAUGUGAAAAGCAGCGAGCAGCUUUUGUCAUCAGAACUACAUAGGAAACGUCACUAAUAACUGACAUGAAAUCUUAAAAAGAGACAUGGACAAAAUGCUGGCCAAUUCAACAUACAGCUGAAUGAUUCAUAUAAAUAUAUAUUUUUCCUAAGGAAAAUAUAAUGGAGAAGCUAAAAUCAUUAACUCUGGCAGGGUCGACAAGUCUUGUAUGCACAAAUAAAUUCCUCUAGCCAUAUACACAAACCAUCAGUCUCUUGACCAUGCGCACGGUGGAUCAAUGCCAUGCCUAUUUGUAUAUUAAUAUGAAUAAUGAAGAUGAGCCUAAGAAAUUUGUUACAAAUGGAAAAAUUAAGUUUAGACAGUGUUUUCAGCAUACAUGCUAUGCACUGGUAUCCAAAACUUUAUUAGAUUGUUAAACGACGUUAUUGCUUUUAAAGUUAGUCAGUAAAUAUAAAUGUGAUGAAUAAGUUUAAAAUAUCUAGAUUUGCUGUCACUCAGCUACAGUAUUUUAGACAAAAUUCAGGACAGAUUCUAUAGUGUUCUACUUGUCCGUCAGUAAGUAACUGAUUUUGAUUUAAGCAGGGCCGGCUUUAAGCUGAUUCCCCAGAAUGGGGCCCCACACCUUAGGUGUCUUUUAAAUUUUAUUUUUUUUAACUCACCCGGCGGUGGUGGGGGUUCGCUCCGGGGCUUCGGUGGCAUUUUGGCGGGAGUGGGGGGUCCGCUCCAGGGCUUCGGUAGCAUUUCGGAGGUGGGGGAUGGGUGGUCCGCUCUGGGGCUUCGGCGAUAUUUUAGCAGAAGAUUUCUGAUAGUGAGGUUUUUUUACCCACGAAAACUUAUGCCCAAAUAAAUGUUAGUCUUUAAGGUG